Drosophila gunungcola (fruit fly) is the source of this 3383-nucleotide messenger RNA. It is a transcript of the gene iPLA2-VIA, whose product is annotated as 85/88 kDa calcium-independent phospholipase A2. The transcript has 8 exons. Gene Ontology annotation, biological process: lipid metabolic process; positive regulation of ceramide biosynthetic process. Gene Ontology annotation, cellular component: mitochondrion. Lineage: Eukaryota; Metazoa; Arthropoda; Insecta; Diptera; Drosophilidae. The record is from RefSeq and is a predicted model, not a curated record. The coding region runs from base 230 to 2896 and encodes 888 amino acids. Gene Ontology annotation, molecular function: protein binding.
CUGACAAAAGCUGCCACCGCUAGAAAAAAAAAGUUGCAAAAAAACGGCUCAGUUUGUUAUUUUGUGUUGCGAGAUUUUAAAAGUGAUUAAACUGGAAUUGUACGAUAAGAACGCUUAGAAACAGAGCAGGAAAAUGUUCAAUGGUUCACCGCAUCCACAUUAGCCAGCUCAUACGCCACGUUCAAAGUUCAAGCAGCAUCCGCAGCAGUCCAUUCCGCACUCUUGAGUCAUGUCGUGGAUGGCCUUUGGAGCCCUGGCCUCCGGGUUUGUUCUUCAGCGCCUGCUGGGAGGCGAUCAGCCGGCCAAUAAGGUCUUGGAGAUAAAGAGUGAAUCACUGGGAACGCUUCAGGUUUUGGCCCGCGAUGACGCGAUGGUGCUGUUUGCACCACCCUACAACAGCAACGAUAAGCGUGCCGUAUACGAGAUCAUCCUGCAGCGACCCACCUCGGACUCCAAUACCACGUCCUUUAGUCUGUACCGCUCCCCAGUGCAGCAGGAAGCCGAGGAACGCUUCAAUGCCUUCAUGCAAAGGCUGCCCGUGUUCGUCAGCAUUGUCAAAGAGUACUACAAUGUUAAUGGGCUGCAAAAGGCCUGCGAUGCCCUGGCGGAGAAUCCCUCCUGGACGCUGUCCCAUUUGAUUGCCUACUUCAACCUGAUCGAUUAUAUCAGCAAUCCCAAGAUGCUGCAGUGCGUGGACCAGGCGGAUGCCACCUGCAUGAUGUCGCCCUUCCAGCUGGCCAUCAAACAGGGCCACAUAGAGAUGGUGAAGGCCUUGCUGCCCUUGAGCAAGCUGGAGCACUUGGAUGUCAACAGCAAUUCGGUGUUUCACUAUGCCGCCAGCACCACCAAAGAGAUUAUCAAUCUUAUCACGGACAAGAGCACAGUGAACCUGAAUCACCUCAACUCGGAUGGAUAUACACCCCUUCAUGUUGCCUGCCUCACCGACAAGCCGGAGAACGUGAAGGCGCUGCUCCUGGCUGGCGCCGAUGUCAAUCUCAAUGCUAAAAACAUCAGCAAGCUGUACAAGACGUCCGCACCCACUUCGGUGGCCACUUUUCUGCGCACGAACAUAAGCAAACUCUACACACAAGACAUGAAAUAUGGUGGCACUCCUCUGCACUGGUGUUCCUCCCGAGAAACCCUUCAUGCCCUCAUCAUGGAGGGCUGUGAUGUCAACUCCACGAACUUUGAUGGACGCACCGCUCUGCACGUGAUGGUGGCCAGGAAUCGCUUUGAGUGCGUAGUCACACUGCUGGCCCACGAUGCGGAAAUCGAUGUGCUGGACACGGAGGGGAACGCAGCUCUGCACAUCGCCAUCGAAAAGAAGCUGGUGCCGAUUGUCCAGUGUCUGGUAGUUUUUGGCUGUGACAUCAACCUGAAAAACAAGGAUGGCAAAAGCCCUCGCCACAUGGUGGGCAAUGAUGCCAGUGGCAACAAAGAAGACGAAAUCCUCUACAUACUACACUCUGUAGGAGCAAAACGCUGCAAGGAGACUGGGUCAAAGUGUCCGCCGGGUUGCAAUGCCAAGGGCAACUACAAUGGCAUACCGCCGGAGGCACCGGAAUCUGUGGAACAGCGAGAGCAUAUUGAAAACAUGCUGGCCACCACAAGUCGACAAGUGAUGGGCGGUUUCCUGGGAGCGGCGGCCAAUGGAAUUCUGGAGAAGCCACCACCAGCGCAAAAGCCAGUUGUGGUGGACACUGAAAAAGAAUUGAAAGGCCAGAGCAUAAUGGAUGCCCUGCUGGGCAUGUUCACUACCAAGGUAAAUGCGGACGAGAUGAAGAAGGACAAUUCUUCCGGCAGCUUGGCCAGCGGUUCGGGUACGCCCGCCUCAGCCGCGGCCAGUCCGGAGCAGUUGCCCUCGCCCACGUCGCCCUUUAGCGCUGAAAUUGGCGACAAGCCCUACGGCCGAGGGCGUCUACUUUGCCUGGAUGGUGGCGGCAUUCGGGGACUGGUCUUGGUACAAAUGCUUCUCGAAAUCGAAAAGCUAUCGCGCACACCAAUAGUCCACAUGUUCGACUGGAUUGCCGGCACCAGCACGGGCGGAAUCCUGGCAUUGGCCUUGGGCUGCGGCAAAACGAUGCGCCAGUGCAUGGGACUCUAUUUGCGCAUGAAGGAGCAGUGCUUCGUGGGCUCACGGCCCUACAACAGUGAGUGUUUCGAGUCCAUUUUGAAGGACAACCUGGGCGAGUUCAACGUGAUGACGGAUAUCAAGCACCCAAAGAUCAUGGUCACCGGUGUGAUGGCUGACCGCAAGCCCGUCGAUCUGCAUCUAUUCCGCAACUAUACGAGUGCCAGUGACAUUCUGGGCAUUGUGACUUCCAUAAACAACCGCAGAAUUCCGCCGCCACUACCGCAGGAGCAGUUGGUGUGGCGUGCUGCCCGCGCCACCGGAGCGGCUCCUUCAUAUUUCCGCGCUUUCGGUCGCUUCCUCGACGGAGGCUUGAUAGCCAACAACCCAACGCUGGACGCCAUGACCGAGAUUCACGAGUAUAAUAUGGCUCUUCGCAGUGCUGGACGCGAAGCAGAGGCCAUACCUGUUUCUGUGGUAAUGUCGCUGGGAACGGGUCACAUCCCGGUGACUGAGCUGAAGGACAUUGAUGUCUUCCGACCGGAAAGCAUCUGGGAUACAGCCAAACUGGCCUACGGCAUCUCCACCAUUGGCAACCUGCUGGUGGACCAGGCCACCUGCUCCGAUGGAAGAGUGGUCGACAGAGCUCGCGCCUGGUGCAGCACCAUCGGAAUACCCUACUUCAGGUUCAAUCCUCAGCUGAGCGAGGACAUUGCGAUGGAUGAAAAGGAUGAUCAGAAACUUAUUAAUAUGCUGUGGCACACCAAGGCAUACAUGCACGCAAAUCGCAACAAGAUCAUUGAGACGAUCAACUUCCUGAAAUAGCAUGCAAGAAGGAUUUAGACCACAUUUGCUGUAGAGAUUUCUUCUCAGAGGGAUCCUUUCGACUAUCGUCUGUGUACUUUAUAUUCGUUUCACUCCUUUUCGUUUUCUUUGAGCACCUUUUCUGCGGUCUAAAUCAGCCCACUCGCUGGGACUUCCCCCAAUAACACCGAACACUCCCACCACCAAACCUGAAAAAUGAAUCUGUGUUUUCCCCUGUAGUCUUUGAUUUUCCCACUCCCGAGGCUUUAUCUCCUGGAUUACCAAACGAAUUACGCUUUGUAUGUUGUGUUAUUGGAUUUAAGAAAGAACUUUGUCGCUCACAUUAAUUUCGAAAUUUGUAUUAUUAACGCCCAUGUAUUGUGUGUAACCCUCCAAUUGAAUUUCAAGUCGAAUUGUUUACUGGAAAACGACAUUCCGUGCCGCUUUGUUAGAAAAUGAAUAUAUGUAAUCAAGCACGAAUUAUGAAUAAAAUUUUUAGAUGUUUUAA